Molecule: messenger RNA, 1743 nt
Organism: Fusarium vanettenii 77-13-4
Lineage: Eukaryota; Fungi; Ascomycota; Sordariomycetes; Hypocreales; Nectriaceae
Exons: 1
Coding region: 1-1743 (580 amino acids)
Source: RefSeq, a predicted model, not a curated record
AUGUCAACUUCCCCUCCGCUUCCCCAAACCUGCCUCUUGUCCCUCCCCCGCGAACUCCGAUCCCUAAUCUACCACUUCUACUUCAAGCUAGAGGGUGGUUAUGUCUUCAAUCGGGAGGACCCCUACAAUGGCAAGCUCGCCAUGGCCGACGGCCAGCCUAUCAACCUCUCCUUGAUGUACGUCUGUCGCUUGAUUGCAGCUGAAGCCAAGGACUUGCCUUUGCGAAUCAACGAUGUCUCAUUCUCGACUGCGUACCACCAAGAUUGGAGUCCACUAGCAGGUCGCUUCCAGUACCUGUCAAUUCUUUACGCUCAGAUAGAGAUGGACUUGGUGAGGCAUCUCAGCCGAGCCGCUACUUCGAAAACACACUCCGAAAUUGUUCUUAAAUUCCCAUACUUUUCUGCUGUUUUCGAUGACUUCGAAGAAUAUACCUCAGGCCUACCCCUCAGCAUUUGUUCGCGCGUCCCGUGUACCGCCCUUCAACAACUCUCGCCCCGCGGCGGUCGGGGCAUCCUGGUAGGGGUGUAUAGCAUCCAUCACCCUUUCUGGGCUAGGUGCUACGACGACCGACUCCACUCCCCGUUUCAACAAGCAACCACAUACGCCUUGGACGUUUUCAGCCAGAAGGACCCUGCAAAGUUUAAGGAAUUGGCCGACGUAGCCCCUGGAUGUUUCGAGCCCCACGAGUUCGAUAGCCUUCGGCUCGAUCCUUGGGCCAUACCUUCGUCGGCCGAGCUCGCUAGAAUCGGCCGUAAGUUGCACGAUGAAGAAGUAUGGCAAGCUCUUCAGAGGUGGAGAUAUCCCUUGGAUGAGGAGGCGGUCCUGCGCGUUUAUGGGCGGCGUCACCCGCGGCUCCGGGGCUCUGAGACGAGACGGUAUCAGUCAACAAAUGUUUGUUAUCGCGAAGCCUACCACUUCUCGGCGGCGGCUGUUGCCAUCCGAUUUCUUGAGCGCCUCAGUCCUGCCCAGCGCCUCAAUCUACGACACAUCGUUCUGCACGAAGACCACAUUUCUGUAGGCCUACCAGAAUGCCACGCCAUGGGCCUCAUUCGAUUUUGCAGGGAGAACCCACGGCUUCGGGUUGAGCGCUAUGUUGGUCUAUGGAGAAAUAUCCUCCAUGAUAUCCAAGCCCCAUCCUUAGAUAACAUGCCGGAGGUGGCGGAUGAUCUCACAAAAGGUGAGCGGCGUUGCGAGAUUAGUGAUGGACGCCUUGGACGCAUACUAAGCUCUUGGUUUGGAGAGGCCCUGGCUUUGAUGGAUGCAGGCAUGCCUGCCGGCUCCUUCACCCUCAUUCUUGAUGGCAACCCAGCCAUCAACCUCAGUUCGGAAAUCUUCCAGAAUGGUAUUCAGCGGAGUAUCGCAACGGAGCAGGCCUUUAGACGAUGCUUCGACAAACAUCUUAGCAAUGCCGAAAACGACCACACAGUGGGAUACAUUAGGAUGGGCGACUGGGCACCCAAUCACUUACUAGACGGCAUGGGCCACCUGGAUAACCCGGCCUCGGUCAUCCGGUGCAAUUUCAACAUUGGCACACCUUGGGACGUUGACAAGAUGGUCGAGGAGCGUCGACAAUGGCCUGUACAGCGAUGGCAAGAUGACCUGAGCCGUGCUAACGAUGGUGGCUACUGCACCUUAGCCCCGCCCUUGCCAUGUUGGUCCAGCUUUCAGCUUGACAUCUUUGAACAGAAAAUAGUGCCCAAACCUGCUGAAGCUAAAGACGAUGAGGAUGGCGUUGGUACCUGA